UAAUAACCAAUUAAUUCGUGAUCAGCUCAUCAUUAUAGCCAACCUACACUGUCACUGUGUGGAUCUUUGUCCUAACUACCCCUUGCACAGUGCUCCCCCCUGCUGCCACUCUCAGUGACCACGUGCGCUCGUGCCAAUGCACUACUAUUAUAUUAAUCCAUCUCACUAAUCAAUUCAUUUGCACCAUAAUAUUAUUGAUUUUUCAUUGCAGCUUAUAUAUAUCAGUCAUAUAUAUCGUUGCCAUUGUAACAAGAUCGAUCGAUCGAUCAUGGAGGAGGAGAGGUCUCGGGCCGGCGGCGCCGCCGUCGCCGUCGACGGCGAGUCGCUGCGGCGGCCGGAGGAGGAGGGGGGGAGGAGGAAGAAGGGCGGGUGGAUCACGUUCCCUUUCAUGGCGGUGUCGCUGCUGGCGUUCGGGCUGUCGUCGGCGGGCGCCAUGGGCAACCUGGUGGUGUAUCUGGUGAAGGAGUACCACGUGCCCAGCGUGGACGCCGCGCAGAUCUCCACCAUCGUCUCCGGCUGCAUCAGCGUCGCCCCCGUCGCCGGCGCCAUCGUCGCCGACGCCUUCUUCGGCUGCUUCCCCGUCGUCGCCGUCGCCAUGGUCUUCUCCGUCCUGGCGUUGGUGGUGUUCACGCUAACGGCGAGCGUGCGGGGGCUGAGGCCGGCGGCGUGCGUGCCCGGGGCGACGGCGUGCGAGGCGGCGACGGCGGGGCAGAUGGCGGUGCUGUACGCGGGGGUGUUCCUGCUGUGCGUGAGCUCGGCGGGGGCGCGGUUCAACCAGGCGACCAUGGGCGCCGACCAGUUCGACGCCGCCGCCGACCGCGACGUCUUCUUCAACUGGUACUUCAUCUUCUUCUACGGCUCCGCCGUGCUCGGCUCCACCGUGCUCGUCUACGUCCAGGACGCCGUGUCGUGGGAGCUCGGCUUCGGCCUCGCCGCCACCAUCGCCGCCGCCGGCCUCGCCGCGCUGCUCCUCGGCGCGCGCUACUACCGCCGCCCCGCCGCGCGGGGGAGCCCCUUCACGGGGAUCGCCAGGGUCGUCGUCGCCGCCGCGAGGAAGAGGAAGAUCGACGUCGCGGCGGCGGCGGCGGCGUCGGGCGACUUGAAGUUUUACUACGGCCCACGUAGCGGCGACGGUGACGACGACGGUGGCAAGCCGAGCGACGACAAUAAUUUCGCCCCAAGCGACAGCUUUAGCUUCCUGAACCGCGCCGCGGUGAUCACCGACGGCGACGUGGACGCGGCGGACGCGGCGGCGCCGCUCCGGCCGUGGCGGGUGUGCACGGUGCGGCAGGUGGAGGACCUCAAGGCGGUGCUCCGCAUCCUGCCGCUGUGGAGCUCCUCCAUCUUCCUCAGCAUCUCCAUCGGCGUGCAGCUCAACUUCACCGUCCUCCAGGCGCUCGCCAUGGACCGCGCCAUCGGCCGCUUCCACGUCCCGGCGGCCUCCAUGGUCGUCUCCUCCUUCGUCGCCGUCGUCGUCUCCCUCGGCCUCAUCGACCGCGCGCUCCUCCCGCUGUGGCGCGCGCUCACCGGCGGCCGCCGCGCCCCGACGCCGCUGCAGCGGAUCGGCGUGGGCCACGUGCUGACCGUGCUGAGCAUGGCCGCGUCGGCCGCCGUCGAGCGCCGCCGCCUCGCCACCGUGCGCGCCCACGGCGAGGCGGCGCGGGACGACCCGGCGUGGGUGUCGCCGCUGCCGGCGGCGUGGCUGGUGCUGCCGUUCGCGCUGUCCGGCGCCGGCGAGGCGUUCCACUUCCCGGCGCAGGUGACGCUCUACUACCAGGAGUUCCCGCCGUCGCUCAAGAACACGGCGUCGGGCAUGGUCGCCAUGAUCGUCGCGCUCGGGUUCUACCUCAGCACGGCGCUCGUCGACGCCGUGCGCCGCGCCACCGCGUGGCUGCCGGACAACAUGAACGCCUCCAGGCUGGAGAACCUCUACUGGCUGCUCGCCGUGCUCGUCGCCAUCAACUUUGGGUACUACCUCGCGUGCGCCAAGCUCUACAAGUACCAGAACUUCGGCAAGUAGACACAGCCAUGGCUGCCAUGACCAUGAACAUCUUCAGAGCUCUGUACAUUACAAAAUAAACUGCUGACAUGAUCAAGAUCAUACUAUCACAGAGGUUGUGUGAUCAAUGUAUUAUCGGUAGUGUAUUUCCAUCUUCUUCGUUGAGGAGAAUUGUGCAAGCUAAUUUGCCUA
Molecule: messenger RNA, 2191 nt
Organism: Oryza sativa Japonica Group (Japanese rice)
Lineage: Eukaryota; Viridiplantae; Streptophyta; Magnoliopsida; Poales; Poaceae
Product: protein NRT1/ PTR FAMILY 2.3
Biological process (GO): transmembrane transport
Cellular component (GO): plasma membrane
Molecular function (GO): transmembrane transporter activity
Source: RefSeq, a predicted model, not a curated record